AUCAUAUGAUUCACAUCUUCUCUAAUAUUUUAAGUGUCACGUUCUUCAAUUUCGGAUCAUAAGUAGUCCCAAGCUCCUUAAUUUUUUCAAACCUUGUUCAUAUUUUCACCUACAAAACAAUGGCUUCAGUGACACCUUCAAGCUCCUUCUGUAGCUACUUCAAGGUUUGCACCAAACCCAACAAUGGUAGAAUCAGAGUUUCCUCUUUUCCUCGCAUUCUAUUCUGUCAGAAGCACCACGAUGAUAUUCCCACCGACCAAAUCAACCGAAGAGAACUCAUAUUGAGAAGCAGUGAAAUAGCGACCAUUGGUGCUAUCUUCAACUUCAGUGGGAAAAAACCUGAUUAUCUUGGAGUGCAGAAAAACCCACCAGCAUUAGCUCUGUGUCCAGCAACUAAGAACUGUGUAUCAACCUCUGAGAAUAUCAGUGAUCGCACACAUUAUGCUCCUCCUUGGAACUAUAAUCCUGAAGGCAGGAAAAAUCCUGUGAGCAGAGAGGAAGCCAUGGAGGAACUGAUAGACGUGAUUGAAUCGACAACACCGGACAAAUUUACCCCAAGGAUAGUUGAAAGGGAAGAAGACUAUAUCCGUGUGGAGUAUCAAAGCUCAAUCUUGGGGUUUGUUGAUGAUGUUGAGUUCUGGUUUCCACCUGAUAAGGGUUCUACUGUGGAGUAUAGAUCUGCAUCUCGGAUGGGAAACUUUGAUUUUGAUCUGAAUAGGAAAAGAAUAAAGGCACUGCGACAAGAGUUGGAGAAGAAAGGAUGGGCAUCUCAAGACACGAUAUGAUGAUAAAUUCAGGCAGAAGUGACACAUUUCAUAGACUUUGUGACCUCGUUUACUUUAGUAAUUGAAACAAAUCUCACAGAAUCAUCAUUGAAAGUAAUUUUUUUCUUUGAUGAUUGGAACUAACCCCGUAUCUUCUUUGAAGUUCUUUAGUUUGGCCACUUGUUUACUCUUUCACUCAGUUCAAUCUGAAUCAUUCUUGUUUCAAGAAUUUUUAUUUGUUGUGGUGGAAAGUUUGUCUAUGCUUUUCUAAUUUAAGUUACAUCGAA
Vigna unguiculata (cowpea) is the source of this 1051-nucleotide messenger RNA. Its product is annotated as DUF1499 family protein. The record is from RefSeq and is a predicted model, not a curated record. Lineage: Eukaryota; Viridiplantae; Streptophyta; Magnoliopsida; Fabales; Fabaceae.